GGCACUCACCAUGUCAUCAACCUCUGUAUCCGAGUGUGCCAACUGCGGGGCAGAGGCAACGCUGCAGUGUGCUGGAUGUCGAGAAGCUCCCGAGUAUCAGCCAGGCGAUGCUGGUGGGGUCUAUUACUGUGGGCGGGACUGUCAGAAGAAACACUGGCCGAGCCAUAAACCACGAUACACCGCCAUGCGUGGACGAAAGAAGCUCCUCCGGGCGGCCCUCGUGCUCAAAGCGGCUUUUCUGAGCUACCGACAGAUGGUGUUCGAUAUCCAACUCACCACGAUUGAGGUUCGAGCUGGGACCCUCCACCUUCACCAGAUCCUACGAGCCCCAACGACCCUACACAAACCGGGGCCUUUUCCCGAUCAUCUGACCACCAACGCCGAACACCGAGAAGCAGCGCUCACAGUCAAUCAACGUACCCUUGCGAUGGCAUUAUUGGGUCCGUUGACCCGGAAGCUUCUUGCCGGAUGCCGAUCUGCUGGAGGGAUCGAAGGCUGAGUUCACCGAUAAACUGGAAAAAUUUGCAUUGGCGGUGAGGCACCAUAUGGGGAACCUAUAAUGCGGGUUCGACCAGCAUCCAGCUUGGAGUGGGUUGUGGAAACAUCUGUAAUUCUGGAUGGUGUAUCAUUGGCGAGGAAUGUUCAAGCGGAAGAAUUCUCCAGAGCUUCGUGUCGAUCCCAGUAGAGAUAAUCGUGGCAGUGCUG
Molecule: messenger RNA, 705 nt
Organism: Aspergillus sclerotioniger CBS 115572
Lineage: Eukaryota; Fungi; Ascomycota; Eurotiomycetes; Eurotiales; Aspergillaceae
Product: zinc finger MYND domain-containing protein
Exons: 2
Coding region: 11-499 (162 amino acids)
Source: RefSeq, a predicted model, not a curated record